This is a messenger RNA of Teleopsis dalmanni, 603 nucleotides long. RefSeq names its product lachesin-like. The record is from RefSeq and is a predicted model, not a curated record. NCBI's taxonomy places the organism in Eukaryota, Metazoa, Arthropoda, Insecta, Diptera, Diopsidae. Gene Ontology annotation, cellular component: neuron projection.
CGCCCAUAUGAAGUUGACAAUAAGGAAUCUACAAUAUGGCGACUUUGGCAACUAUCGAUGCAUUUCAAAGAAUUCAUUGGGUGAAACGGAAGGUUCCAUACGUGUUUAUGAAAUUCCUUUACCAUCGACGCCAUCAAAACAAGUUACUCAUACAACAGUUGAGACUAGAGAAAAUAACAUAAUACCACUACGUAAUGAUACUACAAAAGCUAUGCAAGCUGAACUGUUUCCAGGACUGAAGCCUGAGUUAUUGAACGGAAUUGCAACGUCUUCGUCAUCACAAUCUGCCACAGCUUCAAUGUCGGCCGCUGCUGGUAACAGUCUUUCCGCUCUAGGUGCUGCAGGAAAUGCUAUAGACCGUAAAGGGUCAUUAGCGAUAGGCAAAAGUAUGUUUUAUACUGAAUAUCCACCAAAGGAAUAUGGCAGAUCAACAGCCAAUUCUUUAACAAAAUCAACUGCAGGCGCAACAAUGUCACUCAUCUUUCUACUACUAAGAAACCAAUUAUAAAAUUUUUAAGAUAUUAUAUUUUCAGUCAAAUGGGUGAGGGUAUAUGCGGGGUAAGUUUAUAUUUUGUUUAAAACAAAUAAUUAUUAAAAUUAUGU